UUAACAUAAACCCGCGGCUCAAACUGAGUGCCCUAGCCGUGCCGCCGCUCAAUCAGCCGUAGUUGCGCCGCCUUCAACCUCUCCUGGAGACAUCCUGUAGUUUUGGAGAUGAAGUACUUGAAGCCAUUGAAAUUGUAACGAGGCCGUUUGCUUGGCUUGGAUUGGAUGUAGGAUUUUUCAUACUUGAAGUCAUCCCCAAACCAAACAUCUCUCAUCGGUUCAGCUGCCGUCUUGGGCAGCCGUUGCUGAAUUCGAAUUAUGUCUCCUAAAAUAUUUCUAUUGGAUUUAGCCAAAAAAUAUUUCACCGCAGGUAUAGUUUGCCUCACGAUUUCCGACCGAUAUGCUAGCUUUACUGCUGUUCGUGGUUCGUCCAUGUCUCCGACUUUCAAUCCCCAUACUGACAGUACUACCGGAAUUUCAUUUGAUGACUACGUAUUGGUUGAGAAAUUCUGCCUUAUCAAGUACAAGUUCACACGUGGCGAUGUCGUCGUUUUUCGUUCCCCAAGUAAUUAUAAGGAGAAAAACAUAAAAAGAAUCGUUGGCUUGCCAGGUGACUGGAUUGAUCUCCCUUCACUUGACACUGUGAGGGUUCCUGAAGGGCAUUGUUGGGUUGUUGGGGAUAACUCAGCUUGUAGCCUUGACUCAAGAUCUUUUGGCCUGAUUCCUCUGGGUUUGAUUUGCGGGCGCGUCACGCAUACGGUCUGGCCUCCUCACAGAAUUGGUGGAGUUAAUAGCAGAACCCAAGCAUUGCCAGUUCAUGCUGAAGAAUAAACUUUUCUUUUAUUAUUUCUUUAUUUAACAAGAGAGGCUCUGAUUCAUUUAUUGAUACUAGUAUUCUUCUGAAUUUUCAGGAUAAGUCUCAUUUGUUUCAUUCAUUGUGAAUUGGGAAAUAUACUUUGUUAUGGCAUUGAAUACUUAACUACUAACAUUAAGUUUUUUUUUUCA
Molecule: messenger RNA, 945 nt
Organism: Salvia hispanica
Lineage: Eukaryota; Viridiplantae; Streptophyta; Magnoliopsida; Lamiales; Lamiaceae
Cellular component (GO): mitochondrial inner membrane peptidase complex; membrane
Molecular function (GO): serine-type endopeptidase activity
Source: RefSeq, a predicted model, not a curated record